CCGUAGUCAUUUGAUUAUGAUUUUUUAAUAUCGUGCUCGUUCGGAAGUUUUCUCAAGAAACAUGGGAAGUUUUAUGGGAAACUUACACGAAACAUUACGUCAUUGUCAUAAGAGAACGCGUUUAAGUUUCGUGGCUUCAAAAUGACGCGAAGUACCACGUCAUUUUCUGAUGGUUGGCUAAACGAUUGCUGACGCAUACCAUAUUUUUUUUAAUAUUACGUUAUGAAAACGACUACAAUAACAGCGUGCUUUAUUUUCAUUGGAUGAUAAUUUCUUUCAACCAGCACGUGUUUACAUGUUACGUACCAUUUACCAAUAUAAUUCGUGUUUGGUUUGCAUUUACUUUCAUUUUUGCCACAAAGCGACCAUUAGAUUCAGUUUAAAUACUGAAAGUAUACUUGCUUCACAUUUCUGAACCGUUUAAUAGCUGUGACCAAAGUCAUAAUAGUUUGUAACUUGGUAUAAGUUUUCAUACUCCUAGUCGCAAAACGAAGUUUUUGAUUGGACAACGACUUGAGUCGCGCUUUCCGUUAUUUCGUUUGUUGUACUUCAAGACUCCGAAACCUCGAUUAAGAUACCAUUUAUCAUAUUUGCUUUAAACGUGGCAAGUCGUUUGCAAUUCUGCAUUUUAUUGCAAUUCAAAUUUAUUCAAUUUUUAUCAUCGUUCUUCUGAACUCUCUAGACUUCUGUGAUUAAAAUUCACUCAUUUUUGAAAUUAUUCCUUUGAAAGUUAGCAACACAGGAAACGAAUUCUGGAAUUAGUUUCUUCUCGUUUGAUGAGGUGAGAUAAUCAUAAUCACCUUUCCACAGAUCAACUUUUCGAGGAAUUUUCAACCCAAUUUGAUCUUUCCAAUUGCGAUUUUGUUCAUCUUAAACCUUCUGUUUCAAACGACAACCAAUUUUGGGAUCCUAUUCCAAAAUCAGAUAUCCGGGAUCUUUUUAACUCAGUUCGCAAUUUUAAUCCAUAAUUUAACCCAACUGAAAUGCCUGCCUUGCCUGAGAGCCAUGCACCUGGAUCAUCAGCCUCCGACGCCCAGCAGUACUUCGACGCUGUAGUGCCUCGAUGGCAAUCCAGCCCUCUGAAUCCAUUAUUCCUGCAGCGCAAAGACCUCUUAAUAGGCUCGAGGUCUUUCGACAAAUUCAUCGCUUCCCGCAGACUAUAUUGGGAAACACACGACGAAAAGUUCCAAAUUCAGUAUGACCCUCAAGAAAGAAGAAAGAAAAGAGCCAAAGAAACAAACACAGAAAAAACGGCAAUGUUCUUCCUUCAGACUUGUCACGCAAUGAUGUGUGAGCUCCUCGAGAACUCACCGGCUCUUUGGCGCCGCAGAUUUCAGAGAGUCCUGGAUCUAUGUUGUGCUCCCGGGGGAUUCUGCAAUGCGCUCCUGACAAGGUUUCCAGACGUCAAAAUUGAUGCACAUACCUUGCACCCAGACGACGGAGGCGCUCCCAUGAUCACAAAGCACAGUCGUCUUAACUGUCAGUACAACGAUGUCAUCGAAUUAUCAGUCAAUCAGAGCUUCAAGACGUUAAUCAGAUACGACAUGGUCAUCCUCGGAGGUGCUUGGGCGGCAUACGUGGACGAAAACGGAGUGGAACAACAGGAGACAGAAUCACGAGUGUUCUACCCGAACCUGAAACUGAAGUUUGCCGAACUACAUAUCAUGCUGCAGUGCCUGCGACCGAAUGGAGUGGCAAUUGUGAAGCUGCCUUUGAAGUUCGAGAACCUCACCGGAACCAUGGUGUGGAUAAUUCUGGAGAAGAUAUUCAAACAUGUGGAACCUUUCAGACCAUCUUGCAAUUCCUGCUCAUCACUUUGGUCACACUCGUUCGUGUAUAUGAUCUGUCAUGACUUGAGAUCAAAAGAAAUUCGCGAGGAGUAUAUAAGGAAACUGAAAAGAUAUCUGGACUUGUGCAGGGAGACGAGAGCCGACUUCGUGAACGAUUUCCUGGAAGAGCAGGAAGUCCUGGAGCAAGUGGUUGGCAAAGAGGAAAAAAUCUGGGAACAGAUGGCACAGACGUACAAAGACAAGUUGUACCGACUUAAGCAGCGAUAGUGGGAACUGAAUUGAACUCGGAUGACUUAUGAUAUAGUGCUAAACCCAAAAGCCAAUCAGAUGAUUAGAAUGAAACGAUAGUCACAAUAACUCUAUUUAUUGAUUAAGUAACGUAAACUGUUUUUAGCGUAAACAUAGCUUUUGACGUGUUUUAAGAGCGAUUUGUGUCUUAACUAUAUAGAUAUUUAGAAAGUUAGUUCGUUUUAAAUAAUAACUACCCUUUCCUUUCUUUGUGAUGUUUAAUUUACUGUUGUUCGUAAGCAAUUCAUAUCAAAAGGCGCUCUAACUUGACAUGUGUCAAUCAUGGUAUGCAUAUUGUUAUUUGUUACCAAAUACAAUUUUUUACCUA
Molecule: messenger RNA, 2406 nt
Organism: Symsagittifera roscoffensis
Lineage: Eukaryota; Metazoa; Xenacoelomorpha; Acoela; Convolutidae
Exons: 2
Coding region: 984-2057 (357 amino acids)
Biological process (GO): methylation
Molecular function (GO): methyltransferase activity
Source: RefSeq, a predicted model, not a curated record